AGUACCACGAAUAGUGCACGAAGCAAUCCGGAAGCAUCGUCUGCAACAUACAGUCAGUGGAAUGUGCCUGAAUACCAACAUGCUCAACCGGCAAAUCCAAGCGGCUAUUCGUAUUUCGAGAAUCCGCUACAAACAAGUGCUUCCAGACAAGCUAGUUUUGUCUCUCAGAAUCCUGCAAAUUAUCAAGCACUACGUCCAGCUCUGUGGCCAGUUAACAAUCCUGUGCCAUUUCCAUUUGCACUACGGGAAUACGCGACCAAUUAUCUUCCAGGAUCUUACGAUUCACAGGCAAUUCAGGAUUAUCCAAAAAGUGAAACAGAAAGCAGUGCUCAUCCAAAAAAAGCAAAUGCCCUGCAGUUCCCUGAACAAGAUCCGCAAGUUCACAGCUCCGUUCCUGAUGAUCCCGUGCAGUCAAACAGUUUGUUGAGGACAACGCUGCAAAGGCCACUAGAAGCUCAAUCACCACAGUCAAAGGUGCAGAGAAAUUUGCUUGAUUCAGCAGCAUUCGCAGCAUGGAAAAAACUCACAUCUGCAAGUUUUAACAAAGAAGUUUCUGACAGUCAAAGAGAACAGCCGAAUUACUGGCCAGCGGAUGCCACGCAGGUCCAAGACACAUGGCGUUAUUCACCAGCUCAGCAGCCUGGUUCUCGUGGCUGUAUUUCGCCGGAAUGGACACCAGAAACAGCGCGAUAUCUGGAUAGUCUGCUGUCAGCGAACUGGGAAGAAACAGAUGACAGUUCAGGAUCUGGUCGUCUGCCGGGAUUAUCGGUAGAGCCUUUACUCUUCACCUUCAACAACUGGCCAUUUUUAACAGUAGUAGAUUCUAUCCGUUUCCUUUCAUCAAGUGCUUUCCAGUGUGCAAAAGAGACCCUAUGCAUUGUCUGGGAACUGCCAGAUGCGGCGAGGAAAGUCCUCAACGAGCAGUAA
Messenger RNA from Gongylonema pulchrum, 927 nucleotides. Lineage: Eukaryota; Metazoa; Nematoda; Chromadorea; Rhabditida; Gongylonematidae. The record is from the annotation of a GenBank genome assembly.